Molecule: messenger RNA, 1103 nt
Organism: Trametes versicolor FP-101664 SS1
Lineage: Eukaryota; Fungi; Basidiomycota; Agaricomycetes; Polyporales; Polyporaceae
Product: SYF2-domain-containing protein
Exons: 6
Coding region: 74-997 (307 amino acids)
Cellular component (GO): Prp19 complex; post-mRNA release spliceosomal complex; catalytic step 2 spliceosome
Source: RefSeq, a predicted model, not a curated record
CUCACAACCACCUUCACGUCUGCCUCGACCUUCCGUAUCCUGCAUAGAAACGCAUCACUGUGGGACGUAAACCAUGGCGACAAGCGCAUCAUCGUCCGCGGCUGCGACACUCCAAAAUGUUGCUCAUGCCGCUGAGGAAUUCGUGGACCAGCUGCACCCCACAGAACAGGGGCAAGAAGAGCAGGAGGAGGGUGACGAUGUAGACAAGGAGAAGUCCAUGGAAGCACGAAAGAAGAAGCUCGAGCUGCUGAGGAAGAAAAUGAGAUCGUCAGCGCAGGCCAACCGUGCGUCCGUCAUUGAGGAGAGCGCAAAGGCGAAGGUCACCGCGCGAGAAGCUGCAAGGAUGGAGCGGCAACGCAAGCUUGCGGAGACGUUACGACAGAAGGCCGAUGCGGAAGACCGGGGGGAGGACAUCGAGCGGCAGAAGAACUGGGAGUAUACGAUUGAGGAGAACGACGAGUGGGAGAAGAAGCAGGCGCGAAAGGCACGAAGGGCUGAUUUCUCGUUCAACGACGAUGCGGAUGCGGCACGGAGGAAGUACAAGAAGGACUUGGACGCCAUCAAGCCCGACCUGGAGACCUACAACAGGCAAAAGGAGAUUGCCAUGGGGUUGGCUCCUGGAACGCUUUCGAAGGCAGGGGCGGCAAGUGGCUCGUCGGCGGUGACCCACUUCGACCCCUCUGGCGGAGCAUCAUCAUCACUUGUGCCGUCAAGUUUGCAGCAGCAGCUUGCGGCUGAGAACCUGUACCGCGACGCCAACACCCUGCUCUAUGCGGACAGCAAACCGAGCGAGGCGGCGAUUGACAAGGUCAUCUCAAAGAUCAACAAGGACGUCGACAAGAAAAAGAAGUUCUCGCGCAAGCGGCAGAACGAGGACGAGGGCGACGUCACCUACAUCAACGAGCGCAAUCGGGUUUUCAACAAGAAGAUCGCGAGGUACUACGACAAGUAUACCGCGGAAAUUCGGGCCAGUUUCGAACGUGGAACGGCUCUGUAAUUCGCUGCUUACCGUCUUCUUUUAUUGCGACUACUGGACGUUGUGUAUCAUCAACGCUAUAUGUACCAUAUGUCUUAAUAUCUAUGCAAUCUCUGCUACCAUUGCC